This is a messenger RNA of Closterium sp. NIES-67, 392 nucleotides long. The record is from the annotation of a GenBank genome assembly. NCBI's taxonomy places the organism in Eukaryota, Viridiplantae, Streptophyta, Zygnematophyceae, Desmidiales, Closteriaceae.
CGCACAUGGCCAACAAGGAGGUAGAGGAGGAGGGCGGGGAGGUGUGUACCAUCGACUGGGAUGCCUUUGGCAACAUCGGCGGGCGGAAGAAGAAGGCGGCAUCCAAGGCUCGGGGCAAGAAGCAGGCCAAGAAGGGUAGGGGGUCCCGUAAGGGGAAGGAGAAAGUGGCCUACGAUGAGGAGGAGGAGGAGGAGGAGGAAGAGGAGGAUGAGGAAGAGGAGGAGGAUGAGGAGGGCGAGGAGGAGGGCGAGGACGAGGAGGAGGGCGAGGGCAGUGGAUCAAAGGAGCCUCGCAAGAGGGCCAAGGGGAGCAACCCCUGGGAUUGCAGCGAUGGUGACAGUGGGGCGGAUGAGGAGGAGGACAAGGAGUAGUAAUGUGAGGAGGAGGUCGCG